This is a messenger RNA of Blepharisma stoltei, 1107 nucleotides long. NCBI's taxonomy places the organism in Eukaryota, Ciliophora, Heterotrichea, Heterotrichida, Blepharismidae. The record is from the annotation of a GenBank genome assembly.
AUGGAAGAAGCAAAGAUGAGUAAGAGCCAAAGCGCUCCUCCAGACGGCUUUCUACAAGACUCCCAAGAAGCCCUCACAGAAGCAAGUGAACAAUUCAUCGCCAAAAAAAUAUCAAAAUACGAUGUCCUCAAAGUGCGUGUAUGGCUAGACGACCACUUCUUCAUCUUUUCCAGGUUUCUGGUCAGCAGAAUUCUCAACCUCAAUAAAGUCCCUCCCAAAGACUCAAUCAGAAUUGCUAUGGACCUCAAAAAGCUCCUCGUCGAAGAAGAAAAGUUUGACGUAAAACAGUCUGAAAUGCAAAAUUAUCUUUUUCAGAUCAUGCGAGCUUAUAACUAUGGUGACUCUUUUAUAAGAAGAUACCAAAUGGUCUCCAAUUUCUACGCACAAAGAGCUCCUUUGCUCAUUCUCGUCGCAGGGCCACCAGUGUGUGGGAAAUCUACCUUGGUGACGCAGCUGGCUGACCGUGUGAAUGUCGCAAACGUGCUUCAGACCUCAAUAGUGACCUCAGUGAUGAAAAAAUUCAACCCGAAUAUCAUAGGAAAGCCUUUUUGGGCUUACCCAGAAAACGAGCAAGAACAAAGAUUCAAUUGUGAGUGCGGAGUUGUCAGACGAGGAGUGCAGACUGAUAUAAGUAAAUGCUUGCAAGAGGGUAAAGCUUUGAUUAUUGAAGGAUACGAGCUUGAUCCGAAUCUUUAUUUGCAGCAGCACGAAGAUAUGCCUCGAAAGUUCAGGAUCACUAUGAAAAAUUCUGAUGACCCUCAUGAUCAAAUGUUGAAAAAGCAGCUUGACGACUUAGACCAAAGCAACGCUGUCAUUGUGCCGUUUUUGCUGACCAUUUCAGAAAAAGAGCACGCUUAUAUCAUUGAAAACUGGCUGAUGGGAAUUUUGCCACCAAGUAUCCAAGAAGAAGUCGCAACACUCGGGAAUUUCCAACAGCAGCUAAAACGCUUGCUAAAAAGCUUCCAAGAGGUGCAAAGGCAGCUGCUGGAAUACAACGAUAUUUUCACUGUUAUCCCAAUCAACAUCCAACACAUUGACGAGACCUUGAACACCUUGCACAAUGUUAUCCUUGCAAGGAUUGAAGCAUCUUUUAUUAAUCGAGCUUAA